AUGUCGGAGGCCGAGUCCCAGCGGUUAGCUCAUUCUGAAUACUGGGACGAGCGCUAUGCCGAAGUCGGCCCUGAUGAACAAGUCCAUGAGUGGUUCAGGUCUUUCAACGACCUCGAGUCAUUUCUGGGCCGCAAUCUGUUCCAAGUCCGAGCACCAGAGACGGCUCCGCAAAUCCUUCACCUCGGAUCCGGAGACAGCACGAUACCCGAAGACCUUUGGAAGAAAGGUUAUAAGAAUCAAGUUUGCGUUGACUUCUCCACGGUCGUCGUGAACAACAUGUCCAAACAACACAGCCACUUUGAGGGCAUUACCUGGAUGCACGCCGAUGUGCGUCAGCUGGAUCAGAUCCCCUCCGAAUCCGUGGAUGUUGCCUUUGACAAAGGGACGUUAGAUGCCAUGAUACAUGGGAGCCCUUGGGACCCCCCCGACGAGGUUCGGGACAACACUGGUCGUUAUAUCCGGGAGGUCUUUCGUGUCCUCAAGCCCGACUCUACUUUUCUUUAUGUGACAUACCGCCAGCCUCACUUCAUAACGCCUCUCCUCAACUGUGAAGGAGUCGAUUGGGUCAUCGCGGUGAACGUACUCGGUGGUUCGGACAGCUCCUUUGACUAUCACGGGUUUGUUCUGAAAAAGGCACCGCUGUCGACGCCCGGGUCGGCGACUACCGGGACAGACGCCAAAAUAACAGCGCAAGCGCCAGCAUGCCCGAGUAAUGAAGCACUUUGA
Molecule: messenger RNA, 726 nt
Organism: Cladophialophora yegresii CBS 114405
Lineage: Eukaryota; Fungi; Ascomycota; Eurotiomycetes; Chaetothyriales; Herpotrichiellaceae
Exons: 3
Coding region: 1-726 (241 amino acids)
Molecular function (GO): S-adenosylmethionine-dependent methyltransferase activity
Source: RefSeq, a predicted model, not a curated record